AUGCUCGACACCGAGAGACAUGGUCGGGAUCAUGAUCCCUCAAAGGUCCCUGUGACUGCCACUCAAGAUGCAAAAGGUUUUGCGGAUGAGAAGCUCAAACAGAUGACAUUGGAAGAGAAGAUUUUGCUUUUGACUGGAGAAGACCUCUGGCGCACGAAUCCCAUCCCUAGGCUGGGCAUCUCCAGAAUCAAGACUUCCGAUGGACCAACUGGCGUGCGCGGGGGAAUCUUCGUCGAUGGAGUGACUGCAGCUUCAUUACCAUCCGGCGUGUCACUUGCCGCUACCUGGGACAAGCAAGUAAUCGAGGACGUAUCGCAAGUUUUGAUAGCAGAAGCCAAGAGCAAGGGGGUUGAUGUUCUGCUAGGACCGACUGUUUGCAUCCCAAGGACCCCUCUGAGCGGGCGCAACUUUGAAGCUUACAGCGAGGACCCUUUCUUGACGGGCAAGCUUGCCGCUCAGUACAUCAACACGAUCCAAGCUGCUGGCAUUGGGGCCUGUGUGAAGCACUACGCCGCCAACGACCAGGAAAAUCGCCGCUUCUUCAUCGACGAGAAGAUUCCCGAGCGCGCCCUGCGUGAGAUCCACCUCCAGCCUUUCCAAAUCGCAGUCCGCGACAGCAACCCGUGGUCGAUCAUGACGGCUUACAACAAGGUAAACGGAAACUUCUGCUCUGCGAACCACUACCUCAUCAGAGAUAUCCUCCGUGGCGAGUGGGGUUGGGACGGACUCGUUAUGAGUGACUGGUUUGGGACCAAUAGCGUUGUUCCCUCUCUUACAGCUGGUCUGGAUCUUGAAAUGCCGGGGCCUGUGAGGAGGCGGGGCAAGCACCUUCUUGAAGCUCACCGGCAAGGCCUGGUCGACAGCUCCUUCAUCGAUGCUUCCGCAAGUACGGUUCUCGAGCUUGUCCACAAGACUGGGAAGAGCAAAAUUCCCGACUGGAAAGAAGGACCUGAGCAGGCCGUCGAUCUCCCCGAGCAUCGGGCAAUCUUGCGCCGCGCCGGCGCCGAAGGUAUUGUUCUGUUGAAGAACGAGGGUGGUAUUCUUCCCUUGAAGGAUCUUGACGGAAAGACCAUAGCGUUCAUCGGCCCCAACGCAAACAGGUCCGUUGCGACUGGAGGCGGGAGUUCGAAUCUCUCACCUCACUACCGUACUACACCGUUCGGCUCUUUCAGCAAGGAGAUCUCCAGCAUUUAUCCGACUGCGAAAGUCGUGACCAAGCCAGGCAUACUCACUCACCGUUACCUUCCUCUUCUUGAGCCUUCGGUGAUGACGAACCCGAAGACCGGCUCCCCUGGAUUCGUAUUGUCGCUUUGGAGAAACAUGAAGCACGAGGGCACGCCUUUCAUGACUGAGCACCGACCGAGUUCGAAUCUGGUUUGCUACGACGGGCUUCCGCCAGAGUUGACAACUGGGGAAAGGUACUCCUACCGCGCCAAGACGAUUCUGACGCCCAAAACCACUGGAGUACAUCAGUUUUCCCUUUCCAGUUGCGGACCCGGGAAGCUUAUACUCGACGAAAAGGUAAUCAUCAACAUUGAACGCCGGUGGUGGUCACCCAAGUCCUCUCUUUUUAUGAGCUACGGCUCGCCUGAAGAACGCGUUGAAGUGGAGCUGAAGGCCGGACAAUCAUACGAGCUUGUCCUUGAGUCCAUCAGUCGCGAGCCUAAGCCGUACGACAUGACUUACACGGGCAUGCUUGAACGUGAGGAGGUUCAAGAUGGUGGUCGAGUUGGAUUCCUGGAGAACCCUGGCGAUCUCGAUGCCAUGCUACAGGAAGCCGUUGACCUCGCCAGCCGUAGCGACAUAGCGAUUGUGGUCGUUGGGAAAGAUCAUGAAUGGGAGACGGAAACAAGCGAUAUGGUCUCCAUGGAUCUACCAGGGCAAUCUAACGAGUUGGUGCGGGCUGUGGUGAGAGCGAAUUCCAGGACCAUUGUCAUCAAUCAGACAGGCAGCCCAAUCACGAUGCCCUGGGUCAACGAAGUGCCAGCCAUUGUUCAGGCCUGGUAUCAAGGGCAGGAGCAGGGCAACUGUAUUGCCGACAUUCUUCUCGGGACCACCAAUCCUUGUGGGAAGUUGCCAAUCACAUUCCCACGCCGCAUUGAGGACACACCCUCGUUCGACAACUACCCCGGAGAGAAUGAUGUGGUUCACUAUGGUGAAAACCUUUACCUCGGUUACCGAUUCUAUGACCAUCGCAAGAUUGAGCCGUUGUUCCCCUUCGGAUAUGGUCUCUCGUACACGACAUUUGCAUACUCUAACAUCAGGCUGAGCAGCGGUUCUCUCGCUGUGGACGAAACGAUUGAGGUUCAGGUUGACGUGACCAACACUGGGGGCGUUGACGGCAAGGAAGUAGUGGAGUUUUACGUGAGCCCGGUGUCCAAGCCGACACUCGGCCGACCUCUGAGGGAGCUGAAGGGGUGGGACAAGGUGUUUGUGCGUCCUGGGGAGACUGCCACUGCUCGGGCUACACUGGAUCGGGGGAGUAUCUCCUACUGGGACGACAGCAUUCAGAAAUGGGUAAUUGAAGGAAAUGCCGUGUUCAUGGUUUCUGCGGCGAAGGACUCUAGGGAUGAGGGGCUGGCGGCGGAGUUUCGCUCGAAGGCUGCAGCCCGGUGGGUUCAUUAA
Messenger RNA from Colletotrichum siamense, 2625 nucleotides. RefSeq names its product Beta-glucosidase B (gene bglB-4). Gene Ontology annotation, biological process: glucan catabolic process. Bases 1 to 2625 code for a protein of 874 amino acids. The record is from RefSeq and is a predicted model, not a curated record. The transcript has 5 exons. Gene Ontology annotation, molecular function: beta-glucosidase activity. NCBI's taxonomy places the organism in Eukaryota, Fungi, Ascomycota, Sordariomycetes, Glomerellales, Glomerellaceae.